Molecule: messenger RNA, 2348 nt
Organism: Phasianus colchicus (ring-necked pheasant)
Lineage: Eukaryota; Metazoa; Chordata; Aves; Galliformes; Phasianidae
Source: RefSeq, a predicted model, not a curated record
AUGGUGCUGUCGCUUUUAGAAAAAAGGGGGGAGCUGGACUCUUCCCAGCAAGUGUUAGAUUCAUGCAGCUGGGAUUCACUCACCUCGGCACUAUGUCAGCGUGCCAUGAACAACCAGAAAGCCGCGGAACUUAAGACGUGGGGUUUGAUACUUGGAGCCCUUAAGGCGGCUAAGGGGGAGGGUAAGCUUAGGGCAGAAAAGGAGGGGGGAGGGGCCGCGGGGAGCGGGACUUUGGAAUCUUGCAGGUCCGACGAACAAAGGACGGCGAGCGGGAUGGUGAACGGGGGCGGAGACAUGAAGGAAGGGGAACCGCUGGAUCUGCCAUGUGACCCAACGGCUCUGCCUCCGCCCUACCCUAGGCGGCAGUUAUAUCCUUCUUUGGAAAAGUUAGCUCAGACAGAACCGCCCACAGAGGGAAGCGCGAAAGACAGGAGUCAGGUUACAGACUGGGUAAAGAUUAAGGAGGAGGUAGAAGAGAGGGGUCUCACGAAACUGGUUGCGCUUCCGGUCGUGGUAUUGGAGGAGGGAGGACCGAUUUGGGUUCCGUUGGACCCGAAAGGGGUAGCGAGGGUGAUCGAGGCGAUAGAAAAGAAGGGGUUGAAAUCCCCCCUGACAAUGAAUGCCCUUGAAACUCUUACUGUGCAAGGACCCCUGUUACCAUACGACAUUGAGAAUCUAAUGCGCAUGGUGUUGAAACCAGUACAGUACACGCUGUGGAAGGAGGAGUGGCAAGCGCGGCUUAGGCAGAUGUUAGUGACAGCGCAGAAUGAUCAGGGGAACCCAUUAAACGCGUCCAACAUUCAGAGAUUAAUGGGUAGCGCACCAGGUAUGCUAACUGCCCAGGCUCAGGUUACCCAACUGAGACCCGGGGAGCUGAUAGCUACAUCUGAUGCCGCUUUAGAGGCGUUUAGGAGGCUCGCAAAGAAUGCAGAGCCCUCUACCCCGUGGACAGAGAUUACGCAGGGCCCCACGGAGUCAUUCCAGGAUUUUGCGGAUAGAUUAAUUAAAGCAGUAGAGGGGUCAGACCUACCCAGAGCGGUCCACGGUCCUGUUAUCUUGGACUGCUUGUAUCAGAAAUCGAGUGGGGAUAUACGAGUCUUGCUGAGAGUGGCCUCAGAAAAGUUUCAUACCCCUGGUGAGGUCAUCAAAUAUGUACUGGACAAGCAGAAAUCACACUCGUCUGUGGCAGGUGAGGUUGCCGCCGCAGUGGCAGGAGUGCUGGUGGCACACGGAGAGGUUGGCCGCCAGAUUGGAGAUUGGCCACUAGGACCAUGUUUUAGGUGCGGUCAGCUGGGUCAUAUCAAGGCCCAGUGCAGGAGCAACACAGGGGGAUGGCAGCAUUGUAAAUGUACGGCAGUUUGGGACUUUUAUGGGUAUGGGUUCUCUUUCAAAAGGGGUGCCAACGAGGUGCUAUGGAAUAACAAAACGGCCAAGGCGUUGCCCCCUGGAAUCUUCUUGAUUUGUGGAGAUAGAGCCUAGCAGGGCAUCCCGCACAAUGCCUUAGGGGGACCCUGUUACCUAGGGGAGCUGACGUUACUGUCUCUGAAUUUCACGACAUGGAUGCAAUAUGGUCCGAACGUGACAAGCCAUCGUGUUAAACGGUCAAGCCCUGUUCCGGAGAGCUGCAAUGACGAGGUAGAGUUGUGGAGUGCCACAGCACGGAUAUUCGCAUCGUUUUUCGCCCCUGGGGUUGCCGCAGCACAGAGCUUGGCUCAGAUUGAACGCCUAGCAUGUUGGUCGGUUAAGCAGGCGAAUUUAACGACAUUAGUACUGAAUGCGAUGUUAGAGGACACGAACAGCAUUCGACAUGCAGUGCUGCAAAAUAGAGCGGCCAUCGAUUUCUUGCUCCUGGCACAGGGGCAUGGGUGUGAGGACCUAGAAGGAAUGUGUUGCUUCAAUCUUAGCGACCACAGUGUAUCCAUCCAUAAAGCGCUGAAAGCCCUGCAAGACCACUCAAAUAAGAUCCAAGUGGAAGACGAUCCCAUCAGGGACUGGCUUAAAGGCGUGUUUGGCAGCUUUGGAGGGUGGGUUGCGAAGAUUAUUAGGGUAGUUGCGCUAGUAUUGCUUGUAAUAAUUGGUAUUGCGGCCAUUUUGCCAUGCAUAAUCAUGUGCUUCCAGAAUUGCCUCUCAAGAAUUAUGUGGCAAGUUAUGGAUCAGCGGAUACAGUAUCACAAGGUGAAGGAUCAGCUAUGAAGUUUGCGUUCGUGCUGUGACGGGUUAGUAGCUUUUGAGCAUAGGGAGGGGGAGAUGUAGUAGGCGUGGCGAGGAAACGGAAUGUGACGGGGUCAGGUUCCCUAUGCUCUGAGCUUGCCAGGUGAUGCCCUGUGAUAGGACAGCAAGCAUGCAAG